AGUAAGGUGACAUGGGUGCUUCUCUUCACCAUCUCUGAGCAAUAAGCAGCUUGCUGCUGCAGCAUGGCAUUGAUAGGUGGGGGUACAUGGAUGCCAGGAGAGUGGUGUUGUUAGUUGCAUGCAAUUAAAAAACGCUCAUGCAUUAGUGCGCGGUUCUGCUGCCGCUGCUGCGGCUCCUCUCCUCCUGCCUGCCCGCCCGCCUGCAGCCAGUGUCGGGUCGCCGGCAGCUCGGCUCCGCUCCUCUCCCGCUCCCCUCUGCAGGGCUGCAGGGCUGCGCAGCUCCUGACUGACAGAGAGAUGAGGGGUGGGGACGCAGGGUGGGGUCACAAGCAAGGGAGAGGCGGAGGAGGAAAAGGCAGAGAGAGAGAGCCCAGCCCUUGAAUACACGGCAACAACACGCCGACAGAGAGAGAGGGAGAGACACAGAGAGACUGGCUGUUUUUUGGGGGGGGAGGAAAAAGGAGCUUUCGACGCUGCGGAUAUGAACUGAAAAGAAACACUGGAAGAGGCAGGGAUCGUGUUCCUAUAUCCCGACAAUUUACUGUAAAGGUGGAAAACUAGUCCCCCCUAAACCCUCCUCUCUCCCUAACAGUUCUUAUUCAGAUAGAGCUACACCCAAAGCCCCGACCGACCCCCCUCCUGCUCCUGCUGCUCCACCCCUCCGCCGCUGCACCGCUCCGGCAACCGAGAUGCACACGGAGACCCGUAACAAGAAAUGCCAGUCGACUCCUAAGCAGAAGAAGAAUGCUGUCGGCGCCCAGAAGAAGCAGAGGAGCCCGGCCAAGCAGAGCGCCCUGACCCGAAAACAACAACAACAACAACAACAGCAGCAGCAACAACAACAACCGCCGCCAUCUUCAUCACCUCUGCCACCUGCAGUCCAGGAAGAGGAGGAGGGGAAGGAGGAGGAGCCGGUGACCAGGCCUAGGCCGCCGCAGCAGGAGGAGGAGGAAUCGGCCGAGGAGGAGCAAGAGGAAGUGGCGGCGAAGUCUGUGAAGAAGAAGGAGAAAGAGGAAGGAAAGAAGGAGGAGAAGGAGGGCGAGACAGACAUGCCCUCUGUACAGAUCAAACCAGAGCCCGAGGAGAUGGAGUGCACGCAGGGAGAUGUAGGUGUCAACGGCCCACAGCCAACAGACCUGAAGGUGAAGACUGAGUCUCCAGUUUGCAAGACAGAGCCCUCAUCGCCCCCGCCGUGCCCCGCCGAGGACCAGACCGAACCCGUCGACCUGUCCCUCAACAAACCCCGCUCCUCUUCGCUCCCCGCCUCUACAACAAGCACCACGGUCAACCCUGCGCCCAGCAGCGCCGUGACCCAACCCAGCCUGUCGGCCACACCGGUCCCCUCUGCGGUGCAAUCGAUAGGCUCCAUGGUCCUCUCUCCGGGCUCCAUCCUGGCCACGCAGGGCGCCGGGGGACAGCAGAUCCUGCACGUCAUUCACACCAUCCCCUCGGUCAGCAUGCCCAGCAAGGUGGGCCAGCUGCAGACCAUCCCUGUGGUGGUGCAGUCGCUGCCUGUUGUCUACACCACCAUGCCUACAGAUGGCGUCGCCACGGCGGCCAUCACAGUGCCGCUCAUAGGCAGCGACGGGCGCUCAGAAGGAUCUGUUCGUAUUAAGCCAGGUUCAACGUCUCCGGUGGAGUAUCAGAGUGACAGCGAUGCAGAGAGCGGUACAGAGUCUGGAUCGGCCUCCCUCAGCGCCCAGAGCCUUGAUGCAGGGUCGGUUAUGGACUUAGAGCCCGUCGAUCCAGAUUCACCAGACAUCAAGAGGAGACGAAUCCACAUGUGUGACUAUGAAGGCUGUAAAAAAGUUUACACCAAGAGUUCCCACCUCAAAGCCCACAGGAGGAUACACACAGGAGAGAAGCCCUACCACUGUACCUGGGAGGGCUGCACCUGGCGCUUCGCCCGCUCUGACGAGCUGACCCGGCACUUCCGCAAGCACACGGGAAUCAAACCUUUCCGCUGCACCGAGUGUGACCGCUCCUUCUCCCGGUCCGACCACCUCUCCCUGCACCGCCGCCGCCAUGUUAUGAUGUGAACUCUGACCUCCCCAACACCCACAACUCCCCGUCAACCUCUUAACCCCCCAGAAAGUCCCUCACAGCACAUCUUGUACCAGAGCCCCCCCCAAUUAACCUCUGCUACUUCCUGUUUCCCCCCUCACCUCUGCUGACCCCCAUCUGUUAGGAUUUUAUGCCCCAUCACCUCCUUCGUCCUCCUCCUCUUCAUCUUGAAAUCGCAGGAACAUCAGGAAUGUGUAUGUUUCUGUGUGUGCUCAGUGGAGGUCACAGGAUUUUUUUUUUUUGACUGUGUGUCAUCAUCAUCAUCAUCAUCAUCAUCAAUACCACCGUCCACCCAGUGUCCCUCCUCCCUCCAAAACAACCCCCUCCCUACCACCACCUGUCACAUCAUACAUCUCCUCAUCAGAGAGAGAAGGAUGGACUGAAGGACAUCCAGCAGCAGGGACGUUCAUCCAUCCAUCCAUGCAUCCGCCACAUGCAUCCAUCCAUCCAUCCAAAGGAGAGGAGGAAGAGGAGAGGACAAGAGGAGGAAUGACAUGUGUAUUGUUUUUUUAAACUUAAAGGACAAGGGGAAUGUUAACACUGAUGUCUCUUCAGCUGCUCUUUGUUUUUUAAACAACAGAGUUCUGUACAUAUCCAGAGUUGGGAAGUUAUGUGAAGCUCAAACUUCAUAUUUUAUGGAUUCAAGUUGAAUCCCUAGAUUGACCCACACCUUUUCCACCACAAGUACACUGGGAAAUUGUUAGGAACGUAAGAAAAAAACAGAUGUUGAACUCCCUCCCCAGUCCCUCUCUGAGCCAUAGUUCCUGUCCCCAGAAAGCUCUGCUUUUCUGGGGGAAGUGAUCUAUAAAGUCAUCUCUUUAUGUGCAAAUAUUGUACCUGAAACACAUCUAUAUUGUUUUGAGAAACUGUGCAACCAGGACUUUUAGUUCCCAGGGUUCCUGAGUCACUGGUCCUGAGGGGCUAAAACGACCAGAACUCUGUUGGAUGAUAUAAUUUUUUUAAAUAACAGUUUAUGGAUCAAGUAUCGACUAAACUGCAGUGGAUUUUCAAAGUAAAAGCUUCCCAACUCUGUGCAUAUCAGUGUAUGACUCUGUUGUGUGUGUAUGUGUAAGUAGUGAGCUUUUUCACAGCAGCUGAAGUCACAUCAAAUACACAUUUCCUCUGAGGCAAACAUAUCUGAGGUGUCUGAGGCUAAGAUCUAAAAACUAGUUUAUUUAGUCCAGACUCCCCCCAGUCACUCUGCACCCCCUUCAAUUCAACUCCGCACCCCCUGACCCCCCUGGUACAGGGAGCUACAAGACUGUGAACUUUAUAUAAAGAUUCAUUUGUUUUCAUUGUAUCAAUCAAAUUAUUGUCGUUGCGUGUUCUCCCCCCGCACACACCUUUCUGAUUCUUCUUCGAUCGAACAGUAUUUUGCUUUUUAUGCGUCGUUGUUGCUGUUGUUGUUGUGUUUUUUAACUAAGGCCUUCAGUUCUGUCUUUUUCUUUUCUUCUGUGCCAGGUUUGGCACUCUUAACAGAAUGGCACCCUUUUUUUUUUUUUUUUUUUAAAAAAAAAGAAUAAUUUCAGAUUUCUUUUGUUGUGUUCUGAGGCUGUGAAAAAGACAGGAGACACAAAUAGUUUGAGAUUACAAGUAAAACUCUCACGCAGGGAUUAGGGGAGCUUUUCUGAGUGUGUGUUUUUUGCGUGUGUUGUUUGAGUGUGUGUGUGUGUGUGUGUGUGUGUUUCUUUGGGUGAGUGUGCAUGUUUUGAGACAAACACAUAAUCAGAAUUUAAGAUUUUUACGAGUGUGUGUUCCGGGCACUUGUUGUUUCUUUACCUCUUGCCCGUUGAGCCUUAAUAACCGAAGUCAAUCUGUAAGGGCGAAACCAGAACCUCUGACAGAUGUUUGGCCAAAGAUCGACUGUGAGUCUCUGCUGACUGAGACGUAAUGCUGUUUGUCCAUGAGAAUCUGAUCUUUGCAGUGUCGGCUUGUUGUUUCCUUCUUGUUUUUUCUGUGGAAAGGAUGUUUCCUCACAGUGCUUGGCAUGCUUUUUAGUGUUUGGAACAGUGUAGCAGGUAGAGCAGAUUUAUAAAUUCAUGUUUUAAUUUGGAGACAAAUUGCCUGAUAACAGGUGGGACCGUUGCUGGAUAGCAUAUUUAGUCUUUGCAGGCUUCUUCGCAGUAUUUUACAUUUCGACCUAUUUGCAUGGAUAUGGCAGAAAAUCAGCACAAAUCAGGAAGGGGGCGCUGUUUGCUUCUGUAAAGGAUCAGUUUAGUCUCAGUUUGGAGAAAUUCUAGCAUUUGUCUCCUUAGAAAUGCUACCUGACCUGAAACAUCCAAUAAUGUUUUAAAAAAAAAGCCAUUUGCACUGUUUUUUAUGACCUUACAAAAUCCAUGGAGCAGCAGAACUGCAGAGCCAACAUGGCUGCCACUGGAAGUCACAGUGGCCAGGCCGUCUGUCAGUGGUUCUGGAGAAACCUGGCACUGUGUCGGGCUGUCAGGGUCCGUAGUGCCUGGGGUUUAAACCACGGGGAAACUAAGCGCUCUCCUCACUAGCAUUUUUACCAGGGAUGAGGGGGAGGUCAGUUCUCUUUCAGCUGAGUUUAUUUCCAUUGUGACAGAACUUAAUUUAACACCUCAAAGGUUUGAUGUCUAAAACCUGAUGUAACACCCCUGAUAUCUAACCUAUGCUCAACUCCAAAUCUAAAAACAGCACAUUUUUCAGGCUAAACUUUUUGAACACAGUUGGAACACAGCUGACCCCCCCUCACCCUGCUGUAACCCAUGGUGUCCAUGUCUUAAGGGGGCUGUUUUUCAGCUCCUGAUCUGGGCUGAACUUGAUUAUGCAACAUAACGCAGACCUCGCUCCAAGCGCUGUUCUGAACUCAGUAGUAGAGCACUAGCUGGUAGUUGCACUGCUGAUACGCAGCUCACCUAGGUUGUAACUAGAACCUUGAAAAGGGAGGUCAGGAUGUUGAUGACUGUAACACAGUUUUUAUAAUCCUGACGUUUCCCUUUACAAACAAAAACAGGCAAAACUCUGUGGCUUUGGCAGCGCUGUGCUCCUCAGCCAUUCAGAGUCAUUGUCAACAUUUCAAAAGCUAGUAAGUGAGAGCAAAAUGUUAUACAUCUGACUUUUCAUAGUAUGAUAACUGAGAUGGAUGUGCAGGCUUCCUGUGAGCUGAGUGCAUGCCAUGAACAGGGCAGAUUGUUAUUUGGUCUGUACACUGCAAAAAAUAUCCCUCUUAGCAAGUCACUGAACCUGGUUUGGCAUUUUGAAAUUGUAUUUAAAAAAAAGAAAAAAAGAUUAGCCUUGUUGAAGGAUAUCAGCUCUUAUCAAGUAAAGUGUGGUUUGUUUAACCAAGUGUAAAAUAAGGAAAAUCUUAAUUCAGUCACUCAUUUGGAGGGAUGUGGUUUGUUUUUUUGCAGUGCAGAGCAAUGCAAUGUUCCCAUUUCUCUUAACAUCCCCCUCUGCUUCAACUUAAAGAAAAAAAAACAAAAAACAUAGUUACUAAGCACAUCUUUCUAGAAGAGUAUAUGCAUUUGAUUGCAAUUUUCUUUCUUUUGUAAACUGUUGAUAAAGACAUUAAGGACAAAUAAUUAAGAGAAAUCCAUGUACAUAAAUGUAUAUAAUCAAAAAGUGCAGAGUAAAUGUAACGGGUGAAUUUCUAUUUUUAACACUGACUAGAUAAUGUGAAAAAAAUCUUUUUUUUCUUCUUCUUCCUCUGUUGGUUUGAUGAAGUGUGUUUCAUCAUGUGUUCAUUUUUUCAAAUCUAAUAAUACAUUUGUUUCGUAGUUUCUUAAAAAAAAAUGGUCCCACUUGUGUUGUGCACACUUGUGUUGCAUGGAGAGUAGCCUUCUUGUUUUAUAGUGACGUUGGUGAGCAUGUCCGUGUGUGAGGAGGGAAAAAAAAAUCCACUGAGAAAUCACUUUGAAAAUGAUUAAUUAGGCAUCAAUUCAUUACAAAAGGAGCUCGACCUUUCUGCACUGGACCUGAUUUUAAAUAUCACAACAAUGAAAGAGUCCAGUCAAAUGUGAGAUUUAAUUGGUUUGGGUCAGAAAACAUAUUUUCAGACAGAGAUUUUCAGCUCAGAUGGGGCUAUUUUUCUUCCAUUGUCAGUUCUACAUUCUCCAGACUCAUUGCAGGUCAGUUUUGUUGAAAAGUUACAAAAGUAGAAGGAAAGUUAUCCACACUUUGUUCUAUUACAAGAAGCAGGAAACAGCCUAUAGUUGCCCUCCAGAAAUCCAGCGUACUGAUAUUCUAUCUCAGCUAAGUUUGACAAGUUCCCAAAUAAUACAUAGAUGAUCAAUAUACCAAUGUAUUUCCUCCCAUUUGAAAUUCUGAUAAUGAAGUGCAGUACUUCAUAAAACAACAGGGUGCUUGAGCACCUGUAGGAAAAACCAUUUUGUCACCUGUAAUGGUGUCUAGUCAUGCAGAUAGUUAAUUUCUGCCUCUGCCACAGUGGAGAUGAAAGAAUCCACUCCACUGCACUGAGCAGUUUCCAGAUGUUAAAGUAGCAUCCCCAGUGGAUGGAGUUUAGUCGGCUGUUGUGGAGAUGGGUUAACUUUGGUCAUGUGACAACAUGCAGGAAGGAGGGGUCGUGACCUUCUCUACUGUGUCUUUGUCAUGUGAAUGGCCUCCUUUCUCCAGGCUGAUGCUGUGACCAGUUUUGAUUCACUGUAUCGUCUGAACACAAAACACCUCCACUACACUGAGACAGAGGCAGAUCCAUCUAAAACCCUGCAUGGAGAGAUAGUGACAUGUGUUAUGUAUUUGAAACAACCCCUCAAAAUAUUUGCCUUUAUAUUAAUAUCUGUUAUUUAUUUAACAACUCUGAACUACCCCCCCCCCCCCUCCUUUAUUUCUAGGAUCAUUUACUCCACAGAUCACAUGUCAUUAUGAAACUGAAAAUGCAGCUCAAUUGGAGUUUUACAAACACACACACAAAAACCUCCAGUGCCACACGAAGGAUGGGCAGUUAUAACGCCUCAGAGCCUGUUGACAAUGACCCAGACAAAGUCUUUUUCGCUGGUGUUGGAGGAGUUGUUGCCAGGAGACUGAUGCAUGUGUUCAUGUUUUUCCUGCUUCCUGUUUUUUCGUUUGUUUUUUUCCAGUUUGUGCGAGCUUGUUUUUUCCCCUCUGUAUUCUUCUAAAUUUUCUGUUUGUGUACAAAGCAGGAAUGUUCAUCUGAAAAACAGCGACAUUUACAAAGAAAGAGUUUUGUCCCUGCUGAGACCUUAAUGGGAUAGAGUUCAUGUCUGAGGGUGACGUCACUGACUUGUGUCCGUCUGUGUGCGAGUGCCUCAACUCACCACCAAUCACUUCCUCUGCAAAUCAGAAAUUUUAGGUAUUUUCUAUUGAAUGCAGUAACUUAUGGGCCAGUACUAUAUUUACUCAGUGCAAUGCAGUUAUCAUUAUAAUAAUACAAUUAUUAAUAAUAUUUUUUCUUUUUUUGUAUUUGUACAGAACAAAUGUGUAAAGAUCAGUGAGGAAAACGUGAGCUUUUUGAUACUGUGACUCAUGGUGUUUAAAAGUCAGUUUCUCCCUGUACAGUUGUGAUUAUUUUCCCCCUCCCCUCCUUCUUCUUUUAUAGAAUAAAAAAUGUUUUUGGUGCAAUUUAA
Molecule: messenger RNA, 7628 nt
Organism: Lates calcarifer (barramundi perch)
Lineage: Eukaryota; Metazoa; Chordata; Actinopteri; Centropomidae
Gene: klf8
Product: Kruppel-like factor 8
Exons: 7
Coding region: 690-2039 (449 amino acids)
Biological process (GO): regulation of transcription by RNA polymerase II
Molecular function (GO): DNA-binding transcription factor activity, RNA polymerase II-specific; RNA polymerase II cis-regulatory region sequence-specific DNA binding
Source: RefSeq, a predicted model, not a curated record